UGCACAUUUGUGAGCAAGUAAAAAUAUUUCUUGCAUCUUGCGUCAUUGUUCUGUGCUCUCUGUUUUCUUCCUUUGCUCCUCCUCAUGCCCAACAAACUCCUGUUUCAGACUUGCAUAACCCAUCAAUCCAAGGUUCACUAAACUAGAACCACAAACUUUUUCUCAUUAUGUAUUAUUAUCCAGGACAUGUGGGGUACUGCAAUGCCUGGUCUUGCACUUGUAGAUGACACAAUUUAUAACCACAUGGUUUUGCUUCGUGAGUCCCUAGAUUGAGUUCCUUAAUUCAAAGGACUUCCUUUGGGACAUUUUUUUGGCUAACCAAUUACAGUAGUUAUCAAGUAAAAGCAGCUGAAGUAGAUUGAAGCCUAUUGUCUGGGUUGUGGAUUGAAGUAAAAUGCUACCAUAUUUGACCCCACAGUUCAAGACCUUCAGUACUACGAAGUAUACAUGACGACCAGGACCACUGCUGUUAGAAAUCUCUUGAAGCCAUCAACAGACAAAACAAUGUGAAGUAGAUUUCUAUAUGAUAUAUCUAAAAGCAUAACAGCCUGGAGAUAAAGACAUUUCAACCUAAGUAUAGUCCUUUGGGGGGCAAGUCCUAUUCCAGAAAUCAUAAAAACCCAUCAAUCCAGAGUUAAAGUAAACUAGAACCACAUUUUUUUCUUUUCUACUUAUGUAAUAUAUCCAGAACAUGUAGGUCAUUGGAGCACUUCCCUUACCUUCCAGACAUGCCCAACUGGCCACUUCCCAAGUGAUGGAUCAUAUUUUCCAAACACAUGGUUUUGCCUCCUACAUCUAGUUGAUUCAUUCAAAGCACUGCUUUUGGAACUUUUGUGCAUCUAUAUAUAUGUUUUCAUCCAUUUUCAAUUUUCAUCAGCCCAGCACAAGAAAAGCUUUUUCAGUUUCCUAAGAUCUUUUAGAUUCUCUUCCUUCUCUUGUCCUACUAAACAUUCUCCCUUGUUUAAGAAAGCAAACAAAAUGAUCAGUGCAAGGAAGCUUGUUAAACUGGCAAGGAAAUGGCAAAAAUUGGCAGCGAUUAAGAGAAAAAGGAUCACAUUCUCGAACACAUCAUCAAUGGUGGAGAAGGGUCACUUUGUGGUGUAUAGCGCUGAUGAGAAGCGCUUUAUGCUUCCUUUGGAAUAUCUGAAGAACGAAAUAGUGAUGGAGUUGUUCAACUUGGCAGAAGAAGAGUUUGGAAUUCCAAGAAAUGGACACCUUAAACUGCCCUUUGAUUCAACCUUCAUGGAGUAUGCAAUUGAAUUGAUCAAAAGGAAAGCAAGUAAAGAAGUGGAGAAAGCAUUGAUUAUGUCUAUAGUUACUGGCCAUUGCUCAUCAUCAUUGAAUCUCUAUCGGCAAGAAACAUGCCAACAGUUACCAAUAUGGAGUUUCUAAAGCCAAAUUUUGUUUUCAGUUUUGUAUACUGUAGCAGUUAAUACCAUUGUACAUUAACAUAUAUACAUAAUGAGAAAACUCACGGUUUUCGUUUCA
Gossypium raimondii (Peruvian cotton) is the source of this 1488-nucleotide messenger RNA. Its product is annotated as auxin-responsive protein SAUR67-like. Gene Ontology annotation, biological process: response to auxin. The transcript has a single exon. The record is from RefSeq and is a predicted model, not a curated record. NCBI's taxonomy places the organism in Eukaryota, Viridiplantae, Streptophyta, Magnoliopsida, Malvales, Malvaceae. The coding region runs from base 979 to 1392 and encodes 137 amino acids.